AUGGUCGCAGACGCUCUGGUUUACCACCCUGCCCUGGCGCACUACCUGCGCUUUGUGGCUACAACGGUCGGCCGAGACAAGCUCCUCCGUACCCUGCAAUACUUCUCCCGCUUCUAUGCCUGGUAUCUGUAUCGCACCAACCAGCCCGAAACCGCGAUUGCCCCAUACAAUGCAGUCAAGAAGCAGUUCGGAACAACACGAAAAAUCCUCAGGAUCGGAAAGUUCGUCGAACACCUCAAGGCUGCUGCUCUUGCGGCCGAUAACAAGGGCCCAAUCGACCCUGUUCUGCGUUAUCUGGCCAUCGGUCGCCAGCUCGGAUAUGCUGGUUACCUGACUCUCGACACAGUGAGCGUUGUUGAUGCUAUCGGUUUCCGGAAACUCGAUGGUGUCAAGCGCAUUCAGGAGUCGGCUUAUCGCUCCUGGUUCUCUGGGCUGCUCUGCAGCGUGGUUGCAAGUGUUUACACCUUGUACAGGCUCGGCGAGAAGCAGAAGACCCUGGAUCUGAAGGAAGGCGAAGGAGUUGUAGAGGCGAAGAAGCUCGAGAAGGAACGCUCCGCUGCUCGCAUCCAGCUCUUUUCGGACCUCAGCGACUUGGUGAUCCCAGCCUCCGCCAUUGGUCUUGCGAACUUCGACGAUGGACUUGUCGGUAUCGCAGGUACAGUCAGCAGUUUGAUUGGCUUGUGGAGCCAGUGGCGAAAGACUGCUUAA
Messenger RNA from Aspergillus versicolor CBS 583.65, 708 nucleotides. Its product is annotated as PEX11 family protein. NCBI's taxonomy places the organism in Eukaryota, Fungi, Ascomycota, Eurotiomycetes, Eurotiales, Aspergillaceae. The coding region runs from base 1 to 708 and encodes 235 amino acids. Gene Ontology annotation, cellular component: peroxisomal membrane. The record is from RefSeq and is a predicted model, not a curated record. The transcript is spliced from 3 exons. Gene Ontology annotation, biological process: regulation of peroxisome size; peroxisome fission.